AUGGCGUCCAAGGAAGCACCGGCAGAAGAAGGGGCCGUCAACAGCGAUGUGAAGGUGAAGAAGGCUUUGGUGCAAAAGGCCGUGCGGGCGCUAAAGCAGGUCGUUGAGAAGCGCAGUGCCAAUCAGAACCCGCUCUUCAACGAAGCCACUGAGACCUUGACGCUGCACUUCGCCCUGGCGAAGAUCCCGGAGAAGCACCUCGCAGAAACAGCUUGGACACCCGGCGGUGAUCCCUUUGCCGGGAUGGAGGGUGCCGUGGAACCCAUUUCCGAGGCGUUGCAGGCGUUGGGGCGUCCCGCGAAGGCGCCGGUGGGCUUUUCAGCGGCUGCCUCUGAAAAGCAUUUCUUGAGGAAACAGCUGGGCGACAAAGCGGCUCCCGGCAGCGAUGCAACGUUGGUGGUGAAGCCGGAGUUGCCGCCUGAGUGCAAGCCACACUCUUUCGACAAGAUCUGCUUCAAGGAUUACAAGGCCCUGGAUGGGCCGUGGUUUGUGUGUGCUCAUUUGGAGAAGAAUUGA
Cladocopium goreaui is the source of this 516-nucleotide messenger RNA. The record is from the annotation of a GenBank genome assembly. NCBI's taxonomy places the organism in Eukaryota, Dinophyceae, Suessiales, Symbiodiniaceae.